This is a messenger RNA of Clunio marinus, 315 nucleotides long. Lineage: Eukaryota; Metazoa; Arthropoda; Insecta; Diptera; Chironomidae. The record is from the annotation of a GenBank genome assembly.
AUGAACAGUCAAGUGGAUACAACUAUUAAAAACAUACAAAGCUUCGUUGUUUGUCUGAUCAUCGUCGAUAAAUUGUGCGAGUGUCCAAAUGUGUUAUGUUUACCAACGGUCGCUGUUGAAAGUUUCAUUCUGUCUGUUUUCAUUUCGCUCUCAUUCUACGCCUACGUGUCAUACCUUGCUAUAAGAAAUGAAUGUCAUGUCAGUCGUAACACGAGUAGAGAUAAAGGUGCUUGUCGUUGCAUUUACCAACCAUUUAACUCGACCUGCAUUUGUGAAGAAUUGCCAUGUCCAUUAAAGGAUGUUGAGGUCAGUUAA